GCAGCUGCGGGAGCAGCGGCAGCCUCGGAAGCCAGAGGAGAGGCAGUGGAGGAGCGCCUAGCUGACCGCGCCCCGAGGCCGGGCCCUGGGGGUGGGGAACCGCGGCGAAGAGCUGGAAACUUUCCCGGCAGAAGCAAAGGGGUGUUGAAGAUGUUGAAGGCUGUGCUGAAGAAGAGCCGAGAGGGAGGAAAGGGAAGCAAGAAGGAAACAGGAAGUGACUUUGGUCCAGACGCUUCCCCCGCAGCCCUGCCCCCUGGCCCUGCGGGCGACUUUUCUGUGAGCAGUCUUCCUAUAGCAGAGGACACCUACAGAGUGAGCUUGGCCAAAGGCGUCUCCAUGUCUUUGCCCUCAUCACCUCUGCUGCCUCGACAGUCUCACCCGGUGCAAUCGAGAUCAAACAAAAAGUCCCCAGGUCCCGUCAGGAAGCCCAAGUAUGUGGAAAGCCCCCGAGUGCCUGGAGACGCAGUUAUAAUCCCGUUCAGAGAAGUGUCCAAGCCAGCUGAGCCGAAUGAGAAUGAAGCAAAGGCUGAUAAUGAACCAAGCUGUUCGCCGGCAGCUCAAGAACUGUUGACAAGGCUGGGAUUUUUACUGGGAGAAGGGAUCCCAAGUGCCACACACAUAACCAUUGAAGAAAAAAAUGAAACCAUGUGCACAGCUCUGAGCCAAGGCAUCAGUCCUUGCUCCACACUAACAAGCAGCACCGCAUCUCCUAGCACCGAUAGCCCCUGCUCAACCUUGAAUAGCUGUGUCAGCAAGACUGCAGCCAGCAAAAGUCCCUGUGAGACCAUCAGCAGCCCUAGCUCCACCCUGGAAAGCAAGGACAGUGGGAUUAUAGCCACAAUUACAAGUUCAUCCGAAAAUGAUGACCGGAGUGGCUCCAGUUUGGAAUGGAAUAAGGAUGGAAGCCUAAGGUUAGGGGUGCAGAAGGGAGUGCUUCAUGAUCGCAGGGCAGAUAACUGUUCCCCAGUGGCAGAAGAGGAGCCCACUGGGUCAGCGGAGAGUGUGCCGCCCAAAGCUGAAGCCUCGGUUGGAGAUGGUCCGGUCCCUUAUUCUCAGAGCUCCAGCUCGUUAAUAAUGCCACGGCCCAACUCAGUUGCAGCGACCAGCUCGACCAAAUUGGAAGAUUUGAGUUAUUUAGAUGGGCAGAGAAAUGCUCCCCUUCGAACGUCAAUUAGAUUACCAUGGCACAAUACGGCCGGAGGUAGGGCGCAGGAAGUUAAAGCACGAUUUGCUCCCUACAAGCCACAAGACAUCCUGCUGAAGCCCCUGUUGUUUGAAGUACCGAGCAUAACAACAGACUCUGUGUUUGUGGGACGGGAUUGGCUCUUUCACCAGAUAGAAGAGAACUUGAGGAACACAGAACUGACAGAAAAUAGAGGCGCAGUGGUUGUUGGAAACGUGGGCUUUGGGAAGACGGCGAUCAUUUCUAAGCUGGUGGCACUGAGCUGCCACGGAAGCCGCAUGAGGCAGAUCGCUUCCAACAGCCCCAGUUCAUCACCUAAAACUUCAGAUUCCUCCCCAGAUCCUCCGUUCACUCCGCUGCUCUCACCGAGCACUUCUACAGGUGGUGCCAAUGUAGCUAAAACGGCCACUGGGUCGGGGUCUGAUACUCCUGAAAACCAAAGACCAAGAGAGGAUGCAGUGAAAUACCUCGCUUCCAAGGUUGUGGCCUACCACUACUGCCAGGCCGACAACACCUACACAUGCCUGGUGCCCGAGUUCGUGCAUAGCAUCGCGGCUCUGCUCUGCCGGUCCCAUCAGCUGGCUGCCUACAGGGACCUGCUGAUACAGGAGCCCCAGCUGCAGAGCAUGCUGAGCCUCAGAUCCUGCGUGCAGGACCCCGUGGCUGCCUUCAAGAGGGGAGUGCUGGAACCACUCACAAACCUGAGAAACGAGCAGAAAAUUCCUGAAGAAGAAUACAUUAUUUUGAUAGAUGGCUUGAAUGAAGCUGAGUUUCAUAAACCUGAUUAUGGAGAUACACUUUCUUCAUUUAUUACCAAGAUUAUCUCUAAAUUUCCUGCCUGGUUGAAGUUGAUUGUGACUGUAAGAGCAAAUUUUCAGGAAAUCGUAAGUGCGCUGCCGUUUGUCAAGCUUUCCUUAGAUGACUUUCCUGACAACAAGGACAUUCACAGCGACCUGCAUGCCUAUGUCCAGCACAGGGUCCACAGCAGCCAGGACAUCCUCAGCAAUAUCUCCCUGAACGGCAAGGCCGAUGCCGCCCUCAUCGGGAAAGUGAGCAGCCACCUGGUGCUGCGGAGCCUCGGCUCCUACCUGUACCUCAAACUCACCUUGGACCUCUUCCAGAGGGGACACUUGGUCAUCAAAAGUGCCAGCUACAAGGUGGUGCCCGUGUCUUUGUCUGAGCUCUAUCUGCUGCAGUGCAACAUGAAGUUCAUGACCCAGUCCGCCUUUGAGAGGGCACUUCCGAUUUUAAACGUGGCCCUCGCGUCCCUCCACCCCAUGACGGACGAGCAGAUCUUCCAGGCCAUUAAUGCCGGCCACAUACAAGGGGAGCAGGGAUGGGAAGACUUCCAGCAGAGGAUGGAAGCCCUGUCCUGCUUCCUCAUCAAGAGGCGGGACAAAACCCGCAUGUUCUGCCACCCGUCCUUCCGGGAAUGGCUGGUGUGGAGAGCAGAUGGGGAAAACACUGCCUUCCUGUGUGAGCCCAGGAAUGGGCACGCUCUCCUGGCAUUCAUGUUCUCACGACAAGAGGGCAAGCUGAACCGCCAGCAGACCAUGGAGCUCGGCCACCACAUCCUGAAGGCACACAUUUUCAAGGGCCUCAGUAAGAAGACAGGAAUCUCCUCAAGCCAUCUCCAAGCCCUGUGGAUCGGGUAUAGCACGGAGGGACUGUCUGCUGCCCUCGCCUCUCUCAGGAACCUCUAUACUCCCAAUGUCAAGGUGAGCCGCCUCCUGAUUUUGGGAGGGGCCAACGUGAACUACAGGACAGAAGUGUUAAACAACGCCCCGAUCCUGUGCGUCCAGUCCCACCUGGGCCAUGAGGAGGUGGUCACUCUGCUCCUGGAAUUUGGUGCCUGCCUGGACGGAAUGUCAGAGAAUGGCAUGACCGCCCUCUGCUACGCGGCAGCUGCUGGCCACAUGAAGCUGGUUUGUCUGCUGGUCAAGAAGGGGGCAAGGUUGGACCAUUUGGAUAAGAAAGGCCAGUGUGCGCUGGUCCACAGUGCACUGAGGGGCCACGGUGACAUCCUCCAGUACCUGCUGAGCUGUGAGUGGUCAACGGGUCCUUCCCAGCCAGGCACACUGAAGAAGAGCCAGGCCCUGCAGCAGGCAUUGACAGCAGCCGCCAGCAUGGGCCACAGCUCGGUGGUCCAGUGCUUGCUGGGACUGGAAAAGGAACAUGAAAUAGACGUCAAUGGCGCCGACACACUGUGGGGAGAAACAGCCCUGACUGCUGCUGCGGGACGAGGGAAGCUGGAGGUGUGCGAGCUGCUGCUGGAGCGCGGGGCCGCCGUGUCCCGGACCAACCGGAGAGGGGUCCCGCCUCUGUUUUGUGCGGCGCGCCAAGGGCACUGGCAGAUCAUGAGAUUGCUGUUGGACCGCGGCUGUGAUGUGAACCUAAGCGACAAGCAGGGCCGGACGCCCCUCAUGGUGGCCGCGUGUGAAGGGCACCUGAGCACCGUGGAAUUUCUCCUUUCCAAAGGUGCCACCCUUUCUUCUCUGGACAAAGAGGGCUUGUCAGCCUUAAGCUGGGCCUGUCUGAAAGGUCACAGGGCAGUGGUCCAGUUUCUGGUUGAGGAAGGAGCCGAGAUAGACCAGAUGGACAAGAACGGCCGCACUCCCCUGGACCUGGCGGCCUUCUACGGCGACGCGGAGACGGUGCUGUACCUGGUUGAGAAGGGGGCCGUGAUUGAGCACGUGGACCAUAGUGGCAUGCGCCCCCUGGACAGAGCCAUUGGCUGUCGAAACACAUCUGUAGUGAUUGCACUGCUGAGAAAAGGAGCCAAAUUAGGAAAUGCUGCUUGGGCGAUGGCUACUUCCAAACCUGAUAUUUUGAUUAUACUUUUGCAGAAAUUGAUGGAGGAAGGAAACAUGAUGUACAAAAAAGGGAAGAUGAAAGAGGCAGCCCAGCGGUACCAGUAUGCCUUAAGGAAGUUUCCUCGAGAAGGAUUCGGAGAGGACAUGAGACCAUUCAACGAACUCAGGGUUUCCCUCUAUCUCAAUCUGUCUCGCUGCCGAAGGAAAACCAAUGACUUUGGCAUGGCAGAAGAAUUUGCGACCAAGGCUCUCGAAUUGAAACCGAAGUCCUAUGAAGCCUUUUAUGCCAGGGCACGAGCGAAGAGAAAUAGCAGGCAGUUUGCGGCAGCUCUGGCCGACUUGCGAGAAGCUGUGAAACUGUGCCCCACCAAUCAGGAGAUCAAGAGGCUUCUGGCCCGCGUGGAAGAGGAAUGCAAGCAACUCCAGAGGAGCCAGCAGCAAAAACAGCAGUGCCCACCCGCGGCCCCACCCAACGACUCAGAAAACGAAGAGGAAGCCCCCACCCCUGGACUAAAUGACCACUUUCGUCUUGAGGAGGCUGAAGAAGAAGAAACUUCCCCACAGGAAGAAUCCGUUUCCCUGACUCCCAGGUCCCAGCCAUCCUCAUCGGUCCCUUCCCCGUAUAUCCGGAACCUUCAAGAAGGGUUGCAGUCCAAGAUAAGGCCAGUCUCGCCACCGAACAGGCCAGCCGUCUCCAAGCCCCUGCGGGAGCCUGUAGCACAGCCAGGGCCGAUGAUGCAGCCCACCAAGCAGGCACAGAUAGUGAAGACCAGCCAGCAUCUCGGUUCUGGACAGGCCGGCGUGAGAAGCGGUAGCACAAAAAUUCAGGUCCCUUCUCCGAAUCCUCCCCCGAGUCCCAUGCCAGGCAGAACAGCUCCUGCUGGCGGCAGGAACCAGCCUCCGGAGGGAGCAGGCGCUUUCACUGUGGGGGGCUCGGGCCGGUUUGGAGACCGGCUGGGCCCCAGCCACGGCGCCCAGCUGCAGCACGGUGAGGGCGGCACUGCAUAUCCUUUACCGAGCAAGAUAAAGACGGCAGAGCGGCUUCUGGCUCACGCCUCCAUGGCCGUGGACGCAGCUCCACUAAACCAAGGUGGGCCAGUGAGCUGCGGCGACGGGCGUCACCCAGCCUCCCUCACCAGCUCAGGCUCUUCUGGUUCUCCAUCCAGCAGCAUAAAGGUAUCAAGUUCGACCAGUAGUUUGACUUCAAGCAGUAGCUUUUCCGAUGGCUUCAAGGGCCAGGGACCAGAUGCUCGAAUUAAAGACAAGGCUGUUAACCAGGCUCAGAGCGGCACAGCUGAGCACAGGCCACGCAACACUCCGUUCAUGGGCAUCAUGGAUAAGACUGCGAGGUUCCAGCAGCAGAACCACCCCCAGGGCCGCACCUGGCACUGCCCGGUGCCGGAGGGGCUACUGACAAACACAUCUUCUGCAGUGGGCCUGCCGUCCUCGAACUCGGAGAAGCCCUCUCUCAAACAAGCAGCGGGAUACAGUAGCCAAGGAAAGACCUGUUCUGUUGCAACCCUGGGCGGAAGUGUCCACAAUGGGGCACAGGUGAAAGAGCUAGAGGAAAGAAAGUGCCAAAUCCCAGCCCACUGUCCAGAGAACAGGAUAACCAAGAACGUUUCUCAUCUGUAUCAGGAAAGUAUCUCUAAACAGCAGCCUCACAUCGGUAAUGAAGCCCACCGGGGCCACCUGCCUUCGGCAAAACCAAAGCGAUCAUUCAUAGAAUCAAACGUGUAAGCCAAGAGGGACCCGCUGGUGGAAUCUGAAACAGUGUGUUGGCUCUUGGUGGUAAUUAAAUGAUUUUUUUGAGAAAAAUUACUUUUUAGCCAUAUUCCUUUCCUUUUUCUUUAGAGGUGGAUCAGAUACCAUUGAUUUAUUUAAAAUGUGGGAUAAAAUUUCUUUUGAUAAAUAUCAGAAGUCACCAUAAGAAUGCUAACCAGAAUUGAAAACUAUUAGUUAUGUCUAUUAAGUUAGAAACUUAAGACACCCAGGAAGACGUUAACUAAUGCUUUUUCUCUUAUGAAAUUAUUUGGUUUUUAUCACUUUUCUCCUAGUCUUUGCUAUGUGGUAAAAUCAUAAUAUUUCUUAGAGAAUAUAAAUGUCUAGUGAUAGGAAUAACUCCUGACUAAAUAGCCAGAUGAGAUAGUCUGGAAAAGAUGGAAUUUUCAAGUUAUGGUUCCGUUGAGUCAAAUCCCAAUUUACAUACAUAGGUAAAAUUAAGACCCAAGUAAUUUCUACCUGACUAUGUGACUAUAAAUGUUACAUUGUUGACUUUUUAAGCAAAAUAUGAGAAUAUCCAAGUAUUGUUUUCUUUAUAGGAAUGCCCUGAAGAGGAUUAAGCACUUAUUUCCAUGUUAUGAUUCUCAUUAAACAUAUUUUUAUAGCACUUUUUUGGAAUUAUAUUCCUAUUACAAGGUGUUUCACUCUUUGGAAGCAGUAUAAGCCAUUUGGAAUCAUGACUGGUGGUCAGGCUGGAUUUGGGCUGUAACACUGAGAAUAUAGUGUUCUUGGUGAUAUGUAAAUUAGCGCUCAGCUGGUUCACAGAUUGCUUUUAACAGCGAUAGCGGUCCUGG
Molecule: messenger RNA, 6572 nt
Organism: Pteronotus mesoamericanus
Lineage: Eukaryota; Metazoa; Chordata; Mammalia; Chiroptera; Mormoopidae
Gene: TANC1
Product: tetratricopeptide repeat, ankyrin repeat and coiled-coil containing 1
Exons: 26
Coding region: 151-5736 (1861 amino acids)
Biological process (GO): regulation of postsynapse organization
Cellular component (GO): glutamatergic synapse
Molecular function (GO): protein binding
Source: RefSeq, a predicted model, not a curated record